AUGUCGCAACCAUGUCCACCCUGCCCUCGCCCGCCUUUAAACUUUGGCAAUAGCGUCACAUCGCCUUGUUCACCACCAAAAGCUUGUUUCUCCUUGCAGUUAAGACCUCCCAAGCUCUCAAUCCGUCCGACGCCGUGCUUGGGUUUCCCUUGGCAAUUCCGGCUCCUUGCUUGA
Molecule: messenger RNA, 174 nt
Organism: Bipolaris oryzae ATCC 44560
Lineage: Eukaryota; Fungi; Ascomycota; Dothideomycetes; Pleosporales; Pleosporaceae
Exons: 1
Coding region: 1-174 (57 amino acids)
Source: RefSeq, a predicted model, not a curated record